This is a messenger RNA of Corapipo altera (White-ruffed manakin), 8726 nucleotides long. RefSeq names its product platelet derived growth factor subunit A (gene PDGFA). The record is from RefSeq and is a predicted model, not a curated record. Gene Ontology annotation, cellular component: membrane. The transcript is spliced from 7 exons. NCBI's taxonomy places the organism in Eukaryota, Metazoa, Chordata, Aves, Passeriformes, Pipridae. Gene Ontology annotation, molecular function: platelet-derived growth factor receptor binding; growth factor activity. The coding region runs from base 893 to 1606 and encodes 237 amino acids. Gene Ontology annotation, biological process: positive regulation of phosphatidylinositol 3-kinase/protein kinase B signal transduction; platelet-derived growth factor receptor signaling pathway; positive regulation of MAP kinase activity.
CUCGCCGGGGCCACCCUCCAGACCGGCCACUGCUCCGGAGCGAGCCUGGAGCCUCUCUCCGCCUGGAGUUGCAGUUCGUCUCCGAUCCCCUUGGGAUUUAAACCUUCUUGCAUAUAUAUAUAUAUUUUUUUUCCCCCUUCCUCCUCCUCCUCCUCUCUUUUUUCUCCCGUGCAAAGUGGAGCAGGAACUGCACCAAGGCAGCCCGCGAGAUCCUGCAACACUGCUCCGAUUUAAUUCCCUGCUAUUAUUCCUAAUUAAUUAUUAUUUUUGACCUCGCCCUCCCCCCCCCGCCGGGGAGGGAAGCGGGACCAUUCUCGGCAAGAGAAACAUUUCGCUCCGUAUCUAUAAUAAAGAUUUUUGAUUUUUCCCCUUUCCGAGGAGGGGCCGGGUGGAGGGCAGGCACGGCAGGGGGGGGCCGGCCCUCGGUGGAGAGCGCAGCCCCGCGGUCCCAGCGCGGAGCGCGGCCGCGGCGGCGGGGGGAGGCGGCCCCAGCGCCGCCCGCGAGAGGGGGGCAGCCGCCCCAGACAGGUGAUGGGCGUUUCGGCUGCGCUCCGGAUCGACUCCUUGGGUUUCACUUUGGUCUGAUCUAAGCAAAUAUGCAGAAGUACCGGCUGGUCUAGUCCUAAGAGCCAAGAGGAGCGAGCGAGAGCGGCAGAAGGGAGAGCAGCCACGCUCCCGUAGCGAAGGGAACGUACAAACAGCGGCCGCGCCGUCAUUAAGCUACCGCCGCCCCGGGCAGCCCCGACCCACCCCUGGAUGCGGAGGACCCCCGAGCCACCCCGCUGCCUUUCCCCUGAGGGAUGGUACUGAAUUUCUGCGCGGCAGGAGCCGGCCUGCAGCUCCUCUCCAUCAGCGUUGCCUUCCCUCCGUGUCUAAAGUGCACUAGACCGCGAUGAGGACCUGGGCUUGCGUUUUGCUGAUAGGUUUUGGCUACCUGUCCUUUACCUUCUCCGAGGAGGCCGAGAUCCCGCAGGAGCUCAUCGAGCGGCUGGCGCACAGCGAGAUCCACAGCAUCCGCGACUUGCAGCGCCUCCUGGAGAUUGACUCCGUAGGAUAUGAUGAUGUUUCAGAAACAAACUUGAGAUCAUAUAGCGUUCAUUCUGCUAAACAUGUGCAAGAGAAUCGUCCUGUGCCCAUUCGCAGAAAAAGAAGCAUUGAGGAGGCCAUCCCGGCUGUCUGCAAGACACGGACGGUCAUCUACGAGAUACCUCGGAGUCAGAUCGAUCCCACCUCGGCCAACUUCCUGAUAUGGCCGCCCUGCGUGGAGGUGAAGCGCUGCACUGGCUGCUGCAACACCAGCAGUGUGAAAUGCCAGCCGUCCCGGAUACACCACAGAAGUGUCAAGGUGGCAAAAGUGGAAUAUGUUAGAAAAAAGCCAAAAUUAAAAGAAGUUCUGGUGAGAUUAGAAGAGCAUAUGGAAUGCACCUGUACAUCAUCAAAUACUAAUUCAGAUUAUAGAGAAGAAGAAACUGGCGAGACCGAGGCAUGGAGAAAAGACUGUGCAAGGUCAUACAGCAAGGCUGUGGCAGAACCAGGGAUAGGACUCAGAUCUGAGUGCUCAUCCAGUGCCCUAAAUCACACGACCAUCUUCCCUUUCCAAGAAUGAAUCCUUGCACCCUUAGAGCUAAAUACUGAAAAGAUUGAGGGAACUUAGAUAAAAAUACACGAAGAAAGGCUCACUUGUGUGCUUCAAAAGAAAAGAAAUUCACAUAUGAAGGCUGGAGUGGUCCCUCAAACCAGGAAAUAAGGAGCCAGGUUUUAUAAGAAGUGUUACAUACUCAUCUGCAGAUCAGACUUGGUGUUUUGGCCUCUGUGUACUAUCUUUGAUCUUGCAUAAUGAAGGCAAGUGGUUUUACUGUCCAUCUUUGAAACUGAGGGUAACUGAUAAGAUCAGGGGUGCCAAAAAGCAGAAGCACCCAGUGAUGCAGCUGAGCUCGUAGUGCUUGAAAUCCCCUGGGGAUUUUGAAAAACUUCCUGAUUCUGGAAAACAAUCACAAAUAAAUAGAAGAAAAGCAUUUUAAACACUGCUGAAAAUCCCACCCUGGAUUAUUUGGCAGGUGAAAAAAGAAUCCAAAAAAGAGACUACUUAUAAUGAUCAUUCAGUGACAAAGUAGAUACUCAUGGAGAAUGCUCAUGCUUAAGUCUCUCAGCAGUUAAUUAUCAUCUUUACAGACCAUAAUACUGGAAUACUUCACUUAUCAUCAAUACUUCAGGGCUUGGAUGAACUUUGAGACGCAUGAAAAUGAGACACUCCUUAGGCUCGUGGUAGCUCUGUGUUCUAGUAACUGAUCAACCCAUUACAUAAUUGGUCAGAUCACUAACUUGCAUAAAUAGAUACAACUCCGUUGACUUCACUGGAGGUGACAGUUACCUGAGAAUUGACCCGAAACUCCUGCCACAAAGCAGAUAAUGGUUUCAUAUUUUGCUGUUUAGUGUUGUAAAAAUAGACUCAUUUCCUGGAGCAGUUAAAACAAGAAAAUAGGGAAAAGCAAUUUCCCACAGAGACUCAUCCGCACUGGAAUUCACCGAAGUCCCCGGAUGUGAACAUGUGCUGUUAGAAAACAUAAACCAGCAACUUUGUUUAGGGAAGCCUCUGACCUGUCAAAAAUGCAGAGCAUUUCUAACCAGACUUUUCCUUGGCAAUUAGUGGGUAGAAUUACUCAUAGAAAUUGUUUUAUUUGCUCACAAGGGGAAAAGUAAGACAUAAAUUCAAGAUAGCCCCCGUUUGACCACAAGAAAAAAGACUGUUCACAGAGGGCCUGUGGGUGAAGUGCUGAGUGGCUUCAGCUCCCUUUGGGGAUGAACUCAAAUUUUUAGACCUCAGUGAAGUAUGAAGAGCCCUUCCAGACUUACUGGGCAUCCCUAGCUGUGAUUUUUUUCAGCAGUUUAAGGGAUUUGGCAUCCAGUUUUAAUUCAUUUUUUAUGCGACUUUCAAGAAACCUUUGUUGCCUUCAGAAUGUCUCUGUUCUGAAAAGAGACUGAUUUCGACCCAAUGAUGUGACCAUGCCUUGCAUCUCUGGGUAGCAGCACUCAAACCUUAGGUUUGUUUUUUUGUUUGGUGUGUUUCCCAGCAGUGACUUUUCAAGUGCCCCAUUCACUGCUGGAGCAGCCUGACAGUUCAGGUGGGAAGUUCCCCCCACUCCAGCCACGCGUCACCUUUUCCUUAGCACUUGGGCUUUACAUGUGUUUUCUGUACAAAGGUGGUGCUGGUUUAACCUGAAGACCAGGGAAGUUUCAAGUGGUCAGAUUUUGUGCUGUGGGCCCUGUUCUGCUACUACUGAGUCUCUUGCCCAGCUGUGUGGGGCCAGAGAAGGAGGGAGAGAUGGUCCAGCACUUGGAGGAAGUGGGCUGAGGGCUCUAUGCUCACACUCUUGGAAGUGAAGGCAUUUCUUGGUCCAGACUCACCCACAGUAAAAUAAUCUGCUCAGAGGUCUCCUUGGAGUCAGGAAGCUACUCAAAAACUUGUUCAAGGUCUGAAUUCCUCUUGACUGCAAUGGGUUUCCACAGCAAAAAUGAGAGAAGCAAUUUGUCCCAAAUAGAGUGGUUUCUUCAACAGGCCAUGUAGGAGUCAGCUUGUGUACUGUACUGAUUGCCCCAAAUACCCCUUUUAAAUAAAUUUGAACUGUUUUUUCUGGGAGAUGUUUCUCAUAGAUGUGCUUCAGAAGAGCUUGCCUAACAGCUUGUAUCCAUUUGCUGUGAAGAGCCUUCUGGCCCAUCCAAAAUGGUCAGCCUAUGCCUCUGUGGCUAAUAGGGGUUUUGGGACCUUGCAGCUGGGGUUAGCAAGUGCAAAUGUUUCCCAUUAGCUCCCUGCAUACCCUAAGUUGUGAUUCAUCAAGAGAGACAGUGGAAGGCUGAAGUUGAGACAUGAGAUGUUUCUUUGAAAUUACUUGUGCUUAAAGUUAGGCAUGAUCUGAGCUGGCUUCCUAAGCUGAGCCCCUAACGAGCCCACUGUGCUAACACAGUGCAGUUUAGUGUUUUCCUCCUGUGCAUUGACCAGAGUGAUGCUGUUUCAGGAGGGUUUGAAACCUUUCAGAAAACCAUUCCAUAGUAACAAGGAAAAACUUGAACUAUUCAGUGGCUUUCUACCAGCAAGCUCAGCUACACUAGAGAGCCCAUAGCAAUGCUUGCCCUCUCUGGGCCUCUUAAGGUAUUUUCCUUCCUUAUUUUCUUUAGCAUGUUUCUUUUUUAAGUGAGAAAACUAUCUUAAAAUGGUACUGUAAAAAGGUGGGAAAUUAGGUAGAUCAUAUCAUCUUGAUUCCUUUAUCUCACUUAAUUAAGGAGAAGUUUGCCCAUAGUGAUCUGGUAUUUCCUAAAACAAGCAUACAUGAAGAACACUUUGAGGAACUUCAAAAGAAUUUUCAGGCUAGAUCAGGAAAAGAUAAAACCAGAAGUGGAAACUUCUAAUACACUUUAUAGCUCAUUACUUACAGGAAGUACAUUGUUACAUAGGAUACUAAUGAAUUCUGCAGAAUGAGGUUUCCAAAAGAAAAAUAAAAUGGCACCUUCUCUAUCUUUAGAGGAAAGGUCUGAGGGCUUUUGCAAUUAUGACAGAUAUGCAGUGGAUAUGUAUGGUCAUAUCACCUGGAUAGAGUCUAUCUCUGGGAAAAGGCUAUUUAGAAUUUCAAGUGUGUACACUAUUGAAUUUCUACAGCAACUUCCUGGUCUAGCUGUUAAAAGUGAUAAAGGGAAUGGUAAAAGUCUAUCUUGUUUUCAGUUGCUCUGUUCUACACCCCAGAGAGCAGAAGUGCUGCCCUGUGUACAGCUGGCUGUGAGCAGGGUGGCAGGAACACAAAUUUGGAUGACUGAGGAUGAACAUGUAAAGUUGAUGCUGAUGUUCCCAAUCAGGUAGUGAGGCCAGCAAAAUGGAAACAGCAAAAUGGAUACUCAGAUUUUUCCAGUGACACUUGUCUGGGAAAUUAUUAUUUGGCAGAGUCUUAAUUAACUGAAAUGAGCAAGUAAUUCUAAAAUCCUGAUUUUGGAAUCCCAAACUACUGGAUUUACUGUUAGUGAGUUAAUGCUGUCAGAGGUGCUGUGGUACAGGAAUGUUUCACAUUUGUAAAGCACACAGAAGUCCUAAGGAUAACAGGUAACAGUUUUCUACUGUCUGAAGAGUUCCCUGGUGUAAGGAGGCCCCUCGAUGGUGCCUCAAGAGCUGAGGGGUUGUGCCCCAGGCUCAGCUCAUGGUUUCAAGUCCAGACGUGCUGUCCCCAAGCCGGCAGCACCUGGAGCUGGGUGCACCUCUGUCACAUGCAGUUAUUGCACACAUGCUGGUUACCUUGUGUUCUCCACCAAGGGGGAUAUGUCCACCUGCCAGCUCCUGUAUUUCACUCAGAUUGUGAGGAUAGCUUUGCUUUAUGUAUGAACAUAUUUUAGGUGGCAAAGCAUUUCUAUCAGGACUGAAGCACAUGGGCAGUGAAGCUUGAACAUUUUUUCCCUGUGUACAGGCAAGAUAUUUAAAUAUGGGAUUAGUUGCUCUUUGUAUCUUCAGGGGCCCAGAUACUUCUAAACCUGUGGUCACUGGAAGGUGUCUUGCUGAAAAUCCAGAGGCUUUUGCCCUUGUGAAAAUUUCUACUUUUGCUUGAAAGUGAGAUUUGGACUCCUGAGUCUCAAAGAUGCUUUUGCAAGUGUUGUAUCUGUCUUUCUACUUUUCUAUAAAUCAACUUGCUUGGCCUGAACUGAAUGUUUAAAUAAUAAACAGCUGAAGGACAGUCUGAUCACUUCUUUCUGAGCCUUUCCCAUGGGGAGCGCUUGGGGUCACAUGGCAUCUGCUCUGACCUUAAGGACCUGCUUUCUGGAGGCUUUUUUACGAUGCUGACAAACCUCACAUUUUAACUAGCUGUUAAAUAAGCCAGUCAGUGGUAACUAUUCAGGACAGGGAUUAGAAGAGUAUUCUUGCUAGGAUACAAGAUGGCUCUGUCCAUGUGCUGGCCAGGGAUGAAGGGCUGGAAAACUGUGUGGUGGAAGGGACUAUUAAUGUGAUUUUCCACAACUUUCCUUGCAGCUGCAUUUUUGAGAGGAGAGAGAGAGAGAUGGCUAGGCUUGCAGUAACAUGUUGUGCCGUCAUAAAUGCUACAGCCACCAUCUGUUUCCAGCCCACGACUUGAAAGAAAACUGAGCAGUAAUCUCAUAAUUCACAUGAGUGUUUUACACUUCUGAACCCUUCCCAACCUUUGUCUAAUAAUGAGGGGAGUGUGUGGUGCUAAGUUUUAUAUUUUUUCUUGCACUUAUUGGUGUUUAUUUGUAUGUCUCUUUCUCUUUUGUUGUUUCUGGUUUUUUUUUUUCCAUAAAAAUUUAAUUGGGAGGAAAAUCAGACCAGUUCCACAGACAAAAGAAACAUAAUGAAGGCAAAAUCCCAAUUCCAUUGAUCUUGCUGACAGAAUUCUCCAGGAGGAGGUGCAUUUAAUAUUCCUCACUGUGUCUGCCUUAUUUACUUGUUGAUUAAAAGAAAGACAGUAGAAAGUGAAGAGGCAGGUUGCUGAACUGCCCUUUCCCUGCAGAAACAGAGCUGCUAGAAUAGCUGGACAUGCGCAUUUUAAACCCAAACCCUCAGAGAGGAUGGUAAUGGUAGGUUGGAUUUUAAUGAAAACAAAUUCUUCUACUAAUCUUCGCUUGGGGCUGGCCCUCCACAGGAUUAAGGAUACCACCUGCUGUGCCAAAGACAUGCUCAGGUUCGAGGCUGCUGGUGGGUGGGAAGAACACAAACAUCUGAGAGCGACUCUGGUGAGCGAUCACAGUCUGUCCUGUUGUAGUGCCCUCAGGGAAGCCAAAGAGUUGAGAUCAUUUAGUUGAUGGAAAUACUGCUCCCCUCCAGCCUGCAAAGCAAGGAUAGCAUCAUUAAGGAUUUCUUUCUGGCUGUUCUGCAAAAUCAAGGGCUGCUGUUUCUCUAGGCCUCCUCUCGUCCUUGGACCCAGUUUGCACAUCUCCUCCAGCCACAGCCGGACCGACUGAAUGAACUGCUCUCCUCUGGCCUUAGGAACAAUGGCUUUCAUCAUCCCCACCAGACUGCAGAGCACUUUAAGGAUGAAAGGGCUUCUCAUUUCAUAUAUCCCACUGCUGCUAGAACUGUAAAUCAUCAAUGGACUGAAUUUAUAGCCAACUGCUACUGCAAGUGAGUGAAAUUUAUUUUGUGUUGUCAUAUGUAUGGUCAAACUGUCCAAGAAGUUGCCAAACAAAGAACUGAGCUGCUGAUGGGCAACCCACUCAAUCUAUUCUCAUUUUAUUUAAAAAUAAUAAAUAACUAUCAAUCAAAAGAACUUAUUUUGACAUGUGCUACCUGUUGGGUGAUCCUCAGUGUGUCUGGGAUGUGUCCAUAAAUGGAAGAAAAACUGCCAGCUGUUGCCAGGUCCAGCAGAUAUUACAUGGAUUUCCACCAAGAAAAGGUUUGUGGGCUCACUAGGGUUGGGGACAGGUUAAGGACCAUCUCCUUUUUUAGCACUACUUGCUGUUCUGAGAGUGUUUGCUCAGGUAGCAGGUGUGCACAGAGUCCACAUCCAGCCACGCUGACCUCUGCUUGAAUCAAUGACAAAUCUGCAUUGACCUGUGUAUAGCAGUGGUCCUUCUUCUGUCUCACAGUUUAAUGACAGGUGGAUUUUUGUGGAUCUUUGGGGUCUGGAAAGCUGGCCUGUGUCUAUUUUGGUGCCUUGUGAUGGUGAUGAGCUAAAAAGGAAAUAGUAGAAACUCUUUAGGUUGCAGGGGUCUGAAUCAUACAUUUCUGUAUGAUUUUCUUACAGAGCGAACAAGCCUGAAAGGUCAUUUUUGUGUUUUACCCAGGCUCAUUAAUUAUAGCUGGGGGUGUUGGAAGCUGCCUUUCCCUGCUUGCUCCUGUUGUCCUGCCCGAUUCAAUCCCUGCAGCCUCCUACCCCCUUGUCUGUGGUUUAUGGCCACAUCUGGAGUGUCUCCCUGCACACGUGCUGGUAGGAUCCUCCACCCCGCCAGCACACACAUUGUGGCUUUUUGGUGUCCGUGGAGUUCUAGGCAUCUUUCCCCACACUUGUUUUUGCGUGAGAGGGAAAGAGAGAAGGGGCACGGGAAGGGCAGUGGCAGAGAAGGCCUCUGACAUGAAAUUCCCAGGAACAGGAUUUGCACAUUUUAUGACCGUUCAGAUGGAAAUGCAACGGAGCUGAAUUAUUCCUCCUUAAUCCUGCUUUCUCACUUUUCUCCCAAUAGCCUCUUCCCCUCCAGUUUAGGUAAUACAGAAGCUUAUAAACAAAUCCCCCCGCGUGAAAAAUAGCAAAGCCGGGGGAAAAAAAGGACCUGGGUUAGGGCUGUGAUGGAUAGACAGGUGGAAGGCAGGCACCAGAAGGGAGGAUGAAUGGUAAAAGCCUUUGAUGGAAACACUAAAGAGCUAUUGAAAAUCCAAGGGGUAGGGGGAGGGAGGAGAAAGAAUAGCAGGAGGAGGGAAAGCAAGGCAGCCGUGCCCCCGUCCCCCCGCCCUCUUUCUCAGGAUGUUGAAAGUAUUUGUCCUUCGUUACAAAAUGAUUGAACUGCCGCCAGGCCAGGCCACCCUUCCAGCCAUUGCACUGGGAAACUGGCACUUCUGAAAGCCUCGUCGCCUCUCAAAUUUUAUAGCUUUCCCUUUUUGUGGGAGUUUUUGUGUUGUGCUGUUUGCAGGAUUGUUUUCAGAUUUGCCGCAUAUCAAAGAAACUAUAUUUUGUUGCUCUGACAAACACAAGAAUCCAGGUAAUGAAAAGAAGAAUUUAAAAAAUAAAGGCCCAUUUUUAUCAGAA